GCACGUGGCGCGCACGUGCCCAGCCGACUCCCCUACGGCUGCCGCGUGUCGCCCAUGCGAGGUGCGCUCCCCCGUCGACAACGACGCCGGCCACUGCCAAACCGCUGCCGCGCCAUUCCUGGAUCCCACCACCCCUCUCGCUCUCGCUCCCCGUCGCCGUCGGCCGCUAGCCGCCCCCACAGCCCACCCCUUUUGGCAGGGCCUGCAUCACCACGCGCGCAGACGCGUCCCGAAGAAUCUCCCGGCGGGAUCCACGACGGUGGCGUGAAUCAGUUCCCUGUACAUCGGUUCCCUCCAAUCAGACGCCGCCGUGGCUGCUGCUCCUCGCUGUUCUUGAUCGGAACUGGGGAAGGAAGCGGCCCGCUUCGGUUGUCUUCUUCCUUUGUUCAUCUUCUUUUCGGUUGAUGGAACCGGACAUGGUCAUCGGGCGCCGAGAUGGGGCUGGCGGCGCGAGGGAGGAGCGGAGGAGGAAGGCUGAGCUGGUGCAGGAAACCGUCCGUGAGCUCCUGGAGGACAGGAGGAGGGAGCGCCAGCGCCGCGAUGGAGACGGGGGCACCGAGGAAGAAGACGAAGACGGCCUCCUCUCGUCGUUGCUCUCCAAGGUGGAUGCAAUGCAAAAGAAUGACGAUUUGAACUUCCAUGCUAAUUCUGAGGAUAGACAAGAAACCGGCAACGAGGUCAAGUUACGCGACAUAGCCAAAGACCUGAACAAAAUCAAGAGGCAGAACAUGAUCACUCACAUUCUACUCGGCACCGUCAUUGUCAUGACCGCCGUCUGGCAAUUCAACGAGGUGUCGUUUCUCCUGGCCGUGAAGAAAAAACUGAGCAAUCCUUUCAAGUCACUGGGGGAGUUGAUCAAGGGUUCCCUGAAGGGGAGAGGGAGGCCGAUGAUCGAGGCACCACCGUUGCCCCCAGUUGGCGUCCCUGAUGUUACUAGGAAUGAUUUGCCAUUGCUACUCAUCAGCAACGGCAACGGCAAUGAUGAUGACUGAGAAUUAGUAGGAUUGUUAUGCCCACAAAGGUCUGAAGGCUGAUUGCUGCAAUGGAAAACUGUAAAUGUUGUUUGUUGAUUCCUUGGGUUGUUGCAGAUUUGUAUGUUCAUCUUGGUAUCAACUGGAAAUGCGCCGUCUUCUUCUAAGAAUUGGAAGCAGAUGGCCUUUCUUCAGUUGUUGAAAAGACAUCCUUUCUUCAGUUGUUGAGAAGACAUUUUUGAGUUGUUCUUUAAGCAAUGAAGUUUGAGAAUUAAGCAGCUCGGGUGCUUGGUUCUCUUGUUCUGGACUGACGUUCUGAGUUUAUUGUUUCCAUGUAAGAUAGGAGUAACAAUGAUCACAGAAAAUUUGUUCAAUGCUUCGAACUGUUCAUCUUGUUCACCAACCGGUAGAACAGAACUCUCCCAGUGGUUUACUACUAUGUUGAGAUAGCGAUGAACCAUUAUAGCUGUAAAUUCUGUGAGCUCAAGGAAGAAAAUGCAUCAU
Messenger RNA from Oryza brachyantha (malo sina), 1475 nucleotides. RefSeq lists its product as uncharacterized. The record is from RefSeq and is a predicted model, not a curated record. The transcript is spliced from 2 exons. The coding region runs from base 405 to 992 and encodes 195 amino acids. Lineage: Eukaryota; Viridiplantae; Streptophyta; Magnoliopsida; Poales; Poaceae.